Molecule: messenger RNA, 716 nt
Organism: Penaeus monodon (black tiger shrimp)
Lineage: Eukaryota; Metazoa; Arthropoda; Malacostraca; Decapoda; Penaeidae
Product: integumentary mucin C.1-like
Cellular component (GO): extracellular region
Molecular function (GO): chitin binding
Source: RefSeq, a predicted model, not a curated record
UUUUUGUAUUCACGAAUCACCCCGACUUUGGAGGAGGUCGGAUACGCACCGAGCGAGAGACUGCAGCCACCAUGAGGGGAUUACUCGCUUUUGCCGUCGUGACUACUGCUUUACUGUGCGUCUUCCCCGCUGUCAGGGGAGACUGCAGCAGUGUAACAUGCGGAUCCUUCGGGUACGUGGCAAUCCCAUCUGGCGGGGGAGAGUGUGCCUUCUGCCUCAGCGGUAAUUCUGCGCCUUCGUGCCCUGGAAUCGACUGCAACGGGAAUCCAUUCCUACGACGCUUGCCCCUUGUAAAGAGUCGACCUGUGUGGAUAAGACCAUCGGCUUGUACACUUACCCACUCUGCGACUGUCAGCGGUACUACACCUGCACCAAGCCUGUGUCUGGAGGCAGUCUGAUAAAACACGAGUACAUGUGCUUCGGUAACGACGUCUUCGACAAGGAUUUGACCAAAUGCGUCGCAGAUAAGACCGCCUGUCCGUACGCUUAAGCGGAAGGAGGAAAGGGCGGGCGUUGGUUUCUCACCCUACGUUUUAUAAAAGGAAUUGAAAAUGAUGUGAUUAUUUCAUUAAUUAUGUGUGUGAUUAUUUUUUUCUGUUUAUGAUUCACCUUUUACUCAUUUUUUCCCCAUCGAGUAUCGUACUUGAUGAGGGAAGAUUUAUGAGUUUAUAUUAAGAUUAUAUGAGUUCGAACAAAGCAUAUGACUUCUGUGACAA